Molecule: messenger RNA, 5542 nt
Organism: Numida meleagris (helmeted guineafowl)
Lineage: Eukaryota; Metazoa; Chordata; Aves; Galliformes; Numididae
Gene: RBSN
Product: rabenosyn, RAB effector
Exons: 11
Coding region: 939-2984 (681 amino acids)
Molecular function (GO): metal ion binding
Source: RefSeq, a predicted model, not a curated record
AGCUGUCCUGUUCAAGAAAGGAUGAGCAUUCAGUCUGUGUAUUGCAGGUGGCUGCAUAACUCUGCUGAAGUCUGUGCUGAUUGGACUUGCGAAUUCUUUUCUAGUACUUCGCUUGAGUCAUACUGAAGUGUUCCUGUUUGACCUUCUUAUGAAGAAGUUGUUUUCAAGCAACCUAUUUGUGCCUGUGGCAAAACCGUGAGGCACCUCUACUUCUUCUUGAGUAUGCCAACUUUCAAUGCCCCUGAAUAGCAUAAACCCCACUUAAGGAACUGCAGUGUCUAGUUGGCAUUUACUGUGUUGACUUGAGAAUAGUUCGGGAGGGGGAGAAGAUAGGAGAAUUCCUAUUUCUUAGAUAAUGUUACAAUGCUAGUAGACACAGCUUUGUUGGGAAAAUUGUUUUCCAUUACUUUAUAUCGCUUUGGGAAGCACUGUAACUUCAGCCAGCUGGAGAGCUGCUAACAAGUAUGGGGUGUAUGUGUGUGAAGAGCUACUGGCAGAGUCCUAGGGGCUGAAGCUCCAGGGGACAGACUCCAGCAAAAUCAAGUUGGAAGUCGUAGUGGUUUGGAUCCUAAAUUAGGUAAGAAGAUAUCUCAAGGGACUUGCUGUAGCAGAAGUGCUAAGUCAUGGCCUGGACCAGUGUUUGAGCACCUAGUGGGAAGACAGGGCCAACCCAGGGGAGCUCAGGUGCAUGCAGUGCAUCUGAAUGACAGAAGGGGUGGAACCAGGAUCCACCCCUUCCCAGACCUCAUUUAAGGGUCGUCAGUGGAGGUGAGGGGAUCUCACUGGAGAUCAUUGUGCAUCUGAGGCCUUCUGAAGGUCUUGUCCAGAAGGCCAAGAGAGCAAAGAAGAAAUUCCUGAAACGAGAAGGAGAUGACAGAACUGAUUCUGGAUCUCAGGAGCGAUAUGAGUCAUUCAGCUAUGGUGGAGUAGAUCCAUACAUGUGGGAGCCCCAAGAAAUAGGUGCUAUGAGAAGCCAUCUUUCCAAUUUCAAGAAAUACCGAGCAGCCAGGAUCGAUCACUAUGUAGUUGAAGUCAAUAAGUUGUUAAUCAGGUUAGAAAAGCUUACAUCCUUUGACAGAGCAAGCACCGAGUCUGCUAAAAUAAGAGCUAUAGAGAAGUCUGUUGUGCCUUGGGUCAAUGACCAGGAUGUUCCAUUCUGCCCAGACUGUGGCAAUAAGUUCAGUAUGCGAAACAGACGUCACCACUGCCGGCUUUGCGGUUCUAUUAUGUGCAAGAAGUGCAUGGAACUUAUCAGUCUUCCAUUGGCAAGCAAACUGACCAGUGCCAGUAAAGAGGCCUUGAGUUCUCAUACCAGCCCGAAUGCCUCACCUAAUAGUGUCCAUGGCUCUCGCCGAGGCAGCAUUAGCAGUAUAAGCAGUGUGAGCUCCGUUCUGGAUGAGAAGGAUGAUGAUCAAAUCCGCUGUUGUCAGCACUGCAAAGAUACUCUGCUGAAAAGAGAACAACAGAUUGAUGAGAAAGAAUACACUCCAGAGAUUGUGAAACUCUAUGAGAAACUCCGACUUUGCAUGGAGAAGGUUGACCAGAAGGCACCAGAAUAUAUAAGGAUGGCAGAAUCUCUGAAUGCUGGGGAGACAACCUACAGUCUUGAACAUGCUAAUGACUUGAGGGUGGAGAUUCAAAAAGUAUACGAAUUUAUUGAUGCCCUAAGUAAGAAGAUCCUGAGCCUAGGCUUGCACGAAGAACCCCAGCCUCACCCUAAAACACUACAGCUUCAGAGAAUGAUAAGAUACUCAGCUACACUUUUUGUUCAGGAAAAACUGUUUGGCCUAAUGUCCCUGCCAACCAAAGAUCAGUAUGAAGAACUGAAGAAGAGAAGACUGCAUACGGCAGCUCUUGAAACACACAGAAAACAAGAGGAAACGCAGAAAGACUUGACUUACAGAUCUGCAGGUGCAGUUAAUGGUGACGCAACUCUCCUUAAAAAAGGAACAGUCAGGAAAUCAGAAGGCUGGCUACCUACGUCUAGCAUAUCUCGACAGAGUGAGGUAGCAGACCCACUUCUUCAGCAAAUUGACAACAUCACAUCCUUUAUUAAGCAAGCAAAGGCAGCUAAUCGGCUGGAUGAGGUCCGUAUGUUGCAGGAGAACCUGAGGCAACUUCAGGAUGAAUAUGAUCAACAACAAACUCUGAAAGCUAUUGAACUUUCUAAAAAACAGGCAGAAGAGGAAGAGAAGCAGAGGGAGGAACUUCAGUUCCUUUGUGAAAAAGAGUGGGAAAGAGAACACCACAAAUUCAUGUCUCAGCAUUCAAGGACAGGCUCCUUAGAUUUCAGAGAAGUCAAGCAGCAUCAGUAUGAAGCUGCAAAAGAGAAUCGGAACUUGUUAGCACAUGGAUUGGAUUUGGAUAUUACUCAAGUGAAAGGGAACCCAAGUUCUGAAACUACUGCUGUUCAGCAGCUGCCAGCUAAAGAAUCCUUAAUCUUUCCAGUCAGACACCGGAAUACCCCAUGGUGUGACAAAGACCAAAAUCAGGCAACCUGUCUAAACCCCUUCGAAGAUGAAGCAGAUAGCCCUCUGUCAGAGGAAGAUCCCACUAACCCAUUUGCCAAAGAAGUUUCUCAACCGAUUUCUUUCUCAAACACAGCUCUGCAAAGUGAUAAAAGAGAAUAUAAUCCAUUUGAAAAUGAGGAGGAAGGUGAACAAACUAAUGGAGCAUCUGUCAGUACUUCAAAUCCUUUUGAAGAGGAUGAAAAUCCAUUUCAAAAGUCUGGGAGCAAUAGGAAUUCUGGAAAUCCAUUUGAAGAAGCAUCUUCUACCAAUCCCUUUGAAGUGGAGGAUGUCAGUGAGAUCUUAAGAGAGGAGGCUAUAGAGGAGGAACUGCUUCUCCAACAGAUUGAUAAUAUCAAAGCCUAUAUAUUUGAUGCCAAGCAUAGUGGACGAAUGGAUGAGGUGGAACUACUGACAGAGAACUUAAAGGAACUGAAGUACACAUUAGCAAAACAAAAGGAGAAAUCCAACUGUUGAAGCAGCAGUCAUACCAUGUAAUAGUUAUCUCAAGUCCACUGAUAAGAGUUGGGAAGAUGGAGCAGUUAUAAACAGCAAUACAGAUUACAAGAAGGAACUGGGAGAAUGUUGUAUUUUAUACACUUUUAUGUAUUCCCAAUACUACUCAGCCUUGAAGAAAGAAGAUAGAGGAAUGCUGCUAGUCUUGAACACUUAUACUAAGAAAAUUUACAGUAACUUGUUACAACCAUCUUAAUGCUAACUUGUUUUAUUGUGCCCUUAUUUAGGUCAAAGGGGUUAAGUGGUAAUAGGGAACUGUCACUUUGAAAUGGUUUCGGGGUUGGUUUAUCAUCUUUCCUCCUUGUUUCCACUGUGUUAUUGUAGCAGCUGAGUUACUAGCUUUUCAAGUGGAGCUUUGACUGGAGAGACAAAAAUGUUUCUAAAAUUUCUGCAUCUUCUGAUAAGGGCAGAGUGUAAGUUACAGGCUAGUCUCAUUGUCCUAAGAGAGUUACAAGAAAGUGCUGUUGAAAGGCUGCUGUGAUUCGUUGGGAUUCAGAAUAUACAGGCUACAGGUCAAUUUUGUGCAAUAAUACAUAAAAUGGAUUUUAAAACUAUCAAGAGAUUUCACUGAUCUUAAUAUGAGUAAUUUUUAAAAUGUGUUUGUAGGAAUUCCUAGGUAAAAUGGAGGUGCUACCUUGUCAUUACUUUUAGUUUCCCAGUUCCUCUAGACACAAACUGCAGUGUAACAGAAAGCCACGCUGGCUUCAGAGCUACUUGUGUGCAAUGAAUAUGUAGAUACUCAUUUCCAGGGAGAACAUCAGGCUAGCACCAAUUUGAACUACAGUAUUAAGGGUGACCUUGAAAUUCCUAAUUAUAUUCUGGAACGUGCACAUUCCUUUAUGGGUGACAAUGAUCAUAUUUCUCUUAUCUGAGACUUGAAUCCUCUUUGUAGCAUUUAAAGAACAGAAAUCCUGAUUAUAGUGGAGAGCUGAAGUGCCACUGAACUGGAAUUCUGUGAAAGCUGGGCUGUGAUUGCGCCAAAUAUAAGUUCCUAUUUUAUAGUUGAUUCUUAUCAGAAGUUACAAGAAUCAGGCAUGUGUGUCUUAAGUAAGCAGGUCCAGAUGGGAGUUUUGCUGUGGGCCUCUGCCUGUGGCAGUGACAAGGUGAAGGCCAGCCCCUGCAGUGCAGGAGGGCUUCUGAAGAUUGGUAUUGUAAAACUUAGGAUCAUUCAAUGUUAAGUUAGCAAAUAUUUUGCAAAAGACAGUCUGAGCUGCUUCCCCCCCUCGCCUUUGAAAGGCAGAGGCCCACCUUCAGACAUCUGUGUUUGAAAAGGUUAGUCAAAAAGGGUGUAUUUAAAUAAAGCUGAAAUGGAGGCUAUUGGGCAGAUCAUACUCUCUUGCACUAAUACUAGUGGGCUUACUGAGAAGUACAAAGUUUUGUGGAGUGGGACAUCUCUUAACUGUGUCUCCAAUAACAUAUGAAUAGCAUAGCUAUAACUGAGGCAUUACUUAGUAUUUCAGAAGCACAAACAAUCAUGCUACCUAAACAGAUGGAACUGUUUUCUUUUAAAUAUGUUGGAGGGAUCUACUUCUAUUUAAGACAAACGAAGCCAACAAAUUUGUACCCUCGGUAACACUAAUAACUGAUCAGAUUAACUCAGUGCAGCAAUUUCAGGGCAGUUGUUCUUACUGCAGCCUAAAUCUGAGGUUGAAAGGUGUGCAGAAUGGGUUGUCUUUAGAGCUUGAGUUUUCUGUACUAGUAUGUUUUGUUAUUGUUGAGUGAAUCUCUAAGCGUUACUGUGCAUGGAGUGGACCAAGCAUCUGCGCAACAGAAUUCUGAAAGGUUGUAAACUAACUAAAACUUUGUGGCACCAGAUUUACAAAGGCAGCAAAAAUUAGACAUGGCUGAAGUUUAUCCCAAGAAUUGUUCAUUUUAAAAUAAAUAGUAGAAGUCCAUUAUUUAAGGCAGACUGGUUUGCUAGUCAAGGAGAUUGCUCCCUGUGUUGUAACCCAAAGCUGCUUUUGGUAUCGAGAUGAAAAGAAAAUUUCAGUGGCUUCAGCUUUUGCAUUUAAAAAGUGUGUUUUCCUUGUAAGUAUCCUGCUUUAUUUCUAUGUUAAGUCUAAUACACUAAUAAAGUAUCCUUAUGUACGUAAAACAAUGUACUUUUACAAGUAACAGACUAGCAUACCUCAUGAUCAUUAAUAGUGUUAAAGGUGGCAGAUCAGCCCUCUGAUACUGAAGUUUUCUCCAAUGUGAAGACUGUACGCUGGUAUUUGGACGGCUGCGGGACUCUCAAGGCACAACAAAAUGAAGACAUCUUAACAAUAAAACUAGUAAGUAAUUAGCACUGACAUGUUAAAACUGCAUGCACUACUCUGUAUGGAAACUUUGUAAACAAGGGAUGAAAUAAAAUAACAUCUAUUUUGUGCUGUAUAUGCCCUUCAUAAUUCAAGCAUCCCUUAAAAACUGGUGUGAAAUGUAUUCAACCAUUAGCUCAGAAAUGCUGAUAACUAUUUCUACGGUAAUUUGCACAUAUAAGCCUGACUUAAUGGUAUAUGCAAUUAAAUAAUUAAAAGCAA